AGGGCCGCUGGCUUGGGGCUUAGUCUCCUCCUCCUCCAUUUCCUCUUCUUCCCCUCCUCUGGCUUCCUCCUGCGGCCCCCUCGGCUCCGCUCCCGACGCCGGCCGGGCGGCGGUCGGACUACCUCACUAUUUAUUCCUAGCUUGUGUGACUGUGCAUGGGGGGAGAAGGGAGGAAAUGGAUUAGAGCCGAGGACCAGUAACAAACAGGUUACAGUUUUUACAGAAGACCAUUUUUAUAAACUUCAUCCAUGGACUAGUAUGGACUACAUCUCCCAAAGUUCAGAAGUAGAAUUAAAAGUUCAACCUGAACUGGCUGUAUACCCUGAUAUUUACUUGAAUUAGAACUUAUGUAAGAAAAAAUGAUGGAAGGCUCGUUAAAGAAAGAUUAUGUUAGAGACAAGAAAAGGACUUUUCUCUGUUUGUUAAUUUUAGUAUAUCUGACUGCUUUAGUCUACACUGAUAAGGAUUUUUACAGUUUACUUGGAGUAUCUAAAGAAGCAAAUAGUAGGGAAAUAAGACAAGCUUUCAAGAAGUUGGCAUUAAAGUUACAUCCUGAUAAAAACCCGAAUAACCCAAAUGCUCAUGAGGAGUUUUUGAAAAUAAAUAGAGCAUAUGAAGUAUUGAAAGAUGAAGAUCUUCGGAAAAAAUAUGAUAAAUAUGGAGAAAAAGGACUUGAGGAUAAUCAAGAAAGGGGCCAGUAUGAAAGCUGGAACUAUUAUCGAUAUGAUUUUGGUAUUUAUGAUGAUGAUCCUGAAAUUAUAACCUUGGACAGAAGAGAAUUUGAUGCUGCUGUUAAUUCUGGAGAGCUGUGGUUCAUAAAUUUCUACUCCCCGGGAUGUUCACACUGCCAUGAUUUAGCUCCCACAUGGAGGGAAUUUGCUAAAGAAAUGGAUGGUUUAUUUCGCAUUGGAGCUGUAAAUUGUGGAGAUGAUAGAAUGCUUUGCAGAAUGAAAGGAAUCCAAAGUUAUCCAAGCCUCUACAUUUUCAAAUCUGAAACGAAUCCAGUGAAGUAUUUUGGAGAGAGAUCAAAGGACCACUUAGUGAAUUUUGCCAUGCGGUAUGUCAAAAGCACAGUGACAGAAUUAUGGGCAGGAAAUUUUGUUAAUGCCAUCGAAACUGCCUUUGCCUCUGGUGUUGGCUGGCUCAUCACCUUUUGUUCUAAGACGGGAGAUUGCUUAAGUUCACAAACACGUCUUAAACUGGCUGGCAUGUUGGAUGGCCUUGUUAAUGUGGGCUGGAUGGAUUGUGGCACCCAGGGUGAGCUAUGUAAAAGUCUAGACAUCACAUCAAGUACUACGGCAUAUUUUCCACCUGGGGCCACCUUAACCAACAAAGAAAAAGGCGGUGUUUUGUUUCUCAACUCCUUGGAUGCCAAAGAGAUAUAUUUUGAAAUAAUGCGCCACCUUCCAGAUUUUGAAAUACUCACUGCAGAUUCACUAAAGGAUCGAUUGGCUCAUCAUAGAUGGCUGCUCUUCUUUCAGUUUGGAAAAAAUGAAAAUUCAAAUACUCAUGACUUUAAAAAGUUAAAAUUUCUUCUUAAAAAGGAACAUAUUCAGGUUGGCAGGUUUGACUGUCUUUCUGAACCAGACACCUGCCGUAAGUUUUAUGUUCAUCAGCCAUCUGUGGCAGUCUUUAAAGGUAAAGGAACUGACGAUUAUGAAAUUCAUCAUGGAAAAAAGAUCCUGUACCAUAUACUUGCAUUUGCAAAAGAAAGUGUUGACUCUUAUGUUGUCACACUUGGACCUCAGAAUUUUCCUGACAAAGAAAAAGAACCAUGGCUUGUUGAUUUCUUUACACCUUGGUGUCCACCUUGUCGAGCCUUGUUGCCAGAGUUACGAAAAGCAUCAAAGCAUCUGAAUGGGCAGCUUAAAUUUGGCACCCUUGAUUGUACAAUCCAUGAGGGCCUCUGCAACAUGUAUAACAUUCAGGCUUAUCCAACAACAGUGGUAUUCAACCAGUCCAGUAUUCAUGAAUAUGAAGGACAUCACUCAGCUGAAGAGAUUUUAGAAUUUAUAGAGGAUCUAAGGAACCCUUCUGUAAUUUCUCUAACACCAGAGACAUUCGAUGAACUAGUUAAAAAAAGAAAACGUGAUGAAAUCUGGAUGGUUGAUUUUUAUUCUCCUUGGUGCAGACCAUGCCAGAUGUUAAUGCCAGAGUGGAAAAGGAUGGCACGGUUGUUAAAUGGUCUUAUCAGUGUUGGCAGUGUAGACUGCCAAAAGUAUUAUUCCUUUUGUAGCGAAGAACAAGUCAAGAAAUAUCCUGAUAUAAGACUUUACCCUCCAAAAUCAAACACAGCUUAUCAAUAUUAUUCUUACAAUGGAUGGGAUAGAGAUGCAUAUUCUCUAAGAACCUGGGCUCUAGAAUAUUUGCCUCAGGUGUCCAUAGAGCUUACACCGCAGACUUUCAAUGACAAAGUGUUAGAAGGGAAAGAUCAUUGGGUAGUUGAUUUCUAUGCUCCUUGGUGUGGACCUUGCAGAAAUUUUGCCCCAGAAUUUGAGCUUUUGGCUAGGACUAUUAAAGGAAAAGUGAAAGCUGGAAAAGUAGACUGUCAGGCUCAUGCUUAUACUUGCCAGACUGCUGGCAUCAGAGCUUAUCCUACUGUUAAAUUUUAUCCCUACCAAGGAAACAAGAAAAAUAUUCUUGGCAAGCAGAUAGAUGUCAGAGAUGCAAAAAGUAUUGCUGACCUAUUAGAUGAAAAAUUGAAAGCUCUGCAGAGUAAAACACAGAGGGAGAAAUCUAGAAACAAGGAUGAACUAUGAGUGAACUUGAAGAUGGAGCAAAUAUAAAGAAAACAGAACCUGUGACAUCAGAAGGCUUCAUACUUAGAAUGUUACCACACUCAUAGCAGGAAUAAAUGAACAUUAUUUUGGACUAAUGAUUGUGCUGCCUGAAUUCUGUACAUAUUUGGUGCAGAAGGCUUCAAUUUUUGUGGUAGGGGAGCUCCCGACAUGAGAUUGGACUCUGCUCCACGUGCAUUAUUCCAGAAAUACACAAAGGGGUUCCCUUUAAUCUUGUGAUCAAAAGUUUAAAACUGGGUUCAGAUGGAGUUUUGUGAUUUUUUUCAAGCACGCUCUAUUCUUCAGAACUCUAUCCCUACCCGUAAACUCCAUAUGAAAAACUACUCAGCAUGACUUUAAAUAUGCAGAAAUGCCAUUUUCAUGAGAUCAUGCUAUUUAAUAACCAGGGUCUUUAAAGUGAAGAGAUCCUGAAUUAUUUCAUCUCCAUCCUUCUAAAGGAUAAGGAAUUUUUUUUCUCACUUGGGAAAAAUAGUGUGCAUGAAAAAUUCACUCAUCUCCCAAAGGCAAAAUGAUUUCAUGGGUUGUUUUAUGAUCCAAACAUCCAAGAGAAAUUAUAUUACUAGUUUGGCCAUGGAACUGUUGCUAAAUAAUUUCCUUAAUCAGGUGUUCAAAAUAUACAUGCGUUUUUAAGUUUAUUUUAUAUCUUAAAACAAACUUUAAUUAUAAUGUAUGCAUUGGAAUUUGAAGCAUUUCCUAGAUUUGUACAUUUACCCAUUGAAUACUUUAUGCUAUUGUUUUAUACUAUAGAGUAUUUCCAAUACUCCAUAGUCCCAUUUUGUCGGACAUUUCAUUGUUUGCGUUGCAAAAAUCACUUUCCAGGUUUGUUUUCCUCCUGCUUACGAUGGUAUUACAACUAAUUUUACAUUGGCUAUUAAUUUUCUGUCAGAAAAUAGUGUUUUUUAAGAUUAGCAUUACUGAUAACAAUAAUUGAGAUUAUUUUUAUAAGAAAAUUAAGUGGAUAAACAAGAAGAAAGAGUAUAACCACUAAACUAUCUGAGAUCAAAAGCACCUUUUUUUUUAAAAUAGUUAACGCCAAAUACAGUGUGAGUAGGAUCUACGUCUCCAAUAUAAGAUUAUAUGGAAUGAUAAAACACUGAUUUUAUUGUCUUCAGCUGUUCUGACACUAUCAGGAAACAUCUCAACAUAGUUUCAGGAUCAGUAUAAUUGAAAGUGUUGAACUUGGAGUCAGGAAGACUUGGGUUCAAAUCUUGCCUCUGUGAUGCUCCUUAGCUACGUGACCACCAGCAAGUCACUUAACCUCUAUGAGGUUAUUCCUACCUUCCUCAUCUAUAAAGUGCUUUACUACCUACAACACACUUGUGAUGCUCAAAUGAGAUCACGUAUAUAAAAACGUUUUCAAAUUCCAAAGUACUAUAUACAUGGCAGUUAUUAUUGUUUUAAACUUUUGCUUUACUAUUUUAGCCCUAUCCUGUUUUCACUCCCUAAUUCCAAAGGUGUUUCCUCAGAAAUAAUAAUAACAUUUGUGCUUAACAGUUGACAAAGUAUUUGACAUACAUUCUCAUCUGAUAAUCAGGAAAACCCUGUGAAGCAGUUUUACAGAUAAAUAAGAAGUUAACUUGUUCAUAAUGACAUUGGUAAUAAGUAGAAAGGAGGCAACUUAAGGAAAUUCUCUCGCAACUAUAAUAUACCCAAAGAACCACAACUGUUUUAUUUUUUCUGAUUGUUUAUUAAAAAUUUUUCCCUUUAAUUAUGACCUCAUUCUAUGCCUUCCAGGCAUGAUUACUAAAUUACAUUCUCUGGAAAUCAAGCAUCUAUGUGUACAUAUAGCUGUUCAGUAACUUCAGGGCAGUCAUCACUAUUGAUAUUCAUUUAACAGUGACAAUUUGAAUAAAUGAUCAGAACCAUAGUGGGUGACUUUCAUUUAUGGUAAAUAUGUUUUUCAUUUCUAAGAUAGAAGCUUGCACAACUAACUCGUUAUUUCAGCACUUCUGAAUCUGGAAUACCUAAAGAAUUAAUUGAUUCAUUUAGUAUUUAUUGAAUCUAUCAAACCUUUAGCACUGAUGGGGCUACAGAAGAAUUUUUAAAAUUAGAUAUACUGUACAUUCUUGGAGUCCUGCAAGGGACUAUACACAUAGGAAAUCUGUAACCCACAGUUAUGGUAAUAAAUUUUGUACUCAGAUUGGUUGCUGUUCCAGUGAUUUAUGGGGAAGCUAACAGAAAAAAAAAAAGCAUCAUUGAUUGGCCUAUUAGCAUAUGCCAGUAGUAC
Vombatus ursinus (common wombat) is the source of this 5025-nucleotide messenger RNA. RefSeq names its product DnaJ heat shock protein family (Hsp40) member C10 (gene DNAJC10). The transcript has 24 exons. Gene Ontology annotation, cellular component: endoplasmic reticulum. The record is from RefSeq and is a predicted model, not a curated record. Gene Ontology annotation, biological process: protein folding in endoplasmic reticulum. The coding region runs from base 360 to 2759 and encodes 799 amino acids. Gene Ontology annotation, molecular function: disulfide oxidoreductase activity. NCBI's taxonomy places the organism in Eukaryota, Metazoa, Chordata, Mammalia, Diprotodontia, Vombatidae.